This is a messenger RNA of Klebsormidium nitens, 1626 nucleotides long. Lineage: Eukaryota; Viridiplantae; Streptophyta; Klebsormidiophyceae; Klebsormidiales; Klebsormidiaceae. The record is from the annotation of a GenBank genome assembly.
CACAGCUCGGAGAGGCAUGUGCAGCCUGAGCAGAUCAUCGAUCCUGGUAGCUUGAGCAGCAGAGAAAGCUGAGCUGGGGGCGCAGCUUAGCUUACCAGAUGCCUAAUCUUAGCAGGAUCUGAGACACUGAUACAGUGAUAGGACAAUCGGAUUUGGUUAAGGAAUGGGGAGCUCUCUAAGCUAGCUGCUCCAGCUAGCGUGUCUCCGAUUUGACAAGGCGUGUAUAGCUGAGAACAUGUAAACAGGGCGAAGUUGUAGAGCUGCUCCUUUUUGUCGUUUCGGAGGACUCGCCAGUUGCAUUUUGCUUUCACAUCUCUCUUAUGGGACAGAAACUUCCAAUGCUUCUGCUUGCCGAGCUAUAAUAUCAGGAUAUGAUAGCAAGAGCAAUCGGUCAACCUGACUGCCUGAGACGAAUCCCCAAAGGCAAGAGACAAGAUGCGUGCUCGGCGGAGCAGUGAGCCCACUGGCCUGCGGUUGACCACUGCUUUGGUGAUGCUCAUGGUUACAUGCUUGGCAUGCUUCUAUGUGGCAGGAAGGUUGUUCCAAGAUGCGCGUCUCAGAGAACAGCUCAUGCAGUUGCAAGCGCAAAAGUCCGAGACAAGCAACGCUACACCUCGGCAGGGGACCGAGCAACUCUUGGAGUACAGGGAACAGAAGAAGCGUAUUGCUGAGUUGGAAAUGGAGUUGGCGGCAGCCCGAGCUACGGGCUUCCACCCUGACUUCCGACUUGCAAACGCCAGCGAGACUGGGGGCCGGAGAGCCCUUGUAGUAGUGGGGAUAAACACAGGAUUCGGGCAAAGAUCACGGCGGGACAGCAUACGGAACGUCUGGAUGCCCACAGGGAAGGCACUGACGCGCUUGGAGGAGAAGGGAAUCAUCGUCCGGUUUGUCAUUGGCCAUAGCGCCAACCAGGGUGACAGCUUGGACCGGCAAGUCGAAGAGGAGAACCGGGAGACGCAGGACUUCAUGAUACUGGACCACGUGGAGGGCUACGACGAGCUGCCAAUAAAAACGCAGAUCUACUUCCGGACCGCCAUCCAGACGUGGGACGCCAACUUCUACUUCAAAGUGGACGAUGACGUCUUCAUCAGCUUGGACGAGCUGGGGUCGAUGCUGGCGACGCACGCGGCGAAGCCCAACGUGUACGUGGGGUGCAUGAAAAGCGGGGAGAUCUUUACGGAGCCGUCGCAAAAGUGGCACGAGCCCGAGUGGUGGAAAUUCGGGGACUCCAAGACCUACUUCCGGCAUGCGACGGGGCAGGUCUAUGGGAUCACCAAGAACGUCGCGUACUACAUCUCUAUAAACAGGCCAAUGCUCCACAAGUACCGGAACGAGGACGUUUCUUUGGGGUCCUGGAUGAUCGGUCUAGAUGUCGAGUACAUAGAUGAUCGACGGCUGUGCUGCGGCAGUCCCCCGUCGACUGAGUGUCAGACUUACAAAGCUGCAGAUAAGCCGUGUAUAGCCUCCUUUGAUUGGGCGUGCAGUGGGCUGUGCGAACCUGUUCAAAGAAUGAGGCUUGUAGCAGAUGUGUGCGCAAAUAAACAGUCUUGGGAAUAAGUAAUACCACUAACCACUUAAUCACUCCCCCCAUUUAUAUUAAUCACAGCCGCGUGAGUUCGUUCCGAC